Molecule: messenger RNA, 1385 nt
Organism: Tigriopus californicus
Lineage: Eukaryota; Metazoa; Arthropoda; Copepoda; Harpacticoida; Harpacticidae
Exons: 1
Coding region: 413-1099 (228 amino acids)
Biological process (GO): signal transduction
Molecular function (GO): protein binding
Source: RefSeq, a predicted model, not a curated record
CGUCAAACGCAUGAGUGCUGCCGUUUUUCCUGAAACAAUUCAACUAUUCAUUAACGUUGGCACACCAUCUCAUAAUACGAUAAGAGAGGGAAUGGUUCAUGUCUAAGUUCACAAUGCAAAAUAUUUUGUGCCACCCUGAAACAAAGGUCGUGAUUCACCUGUCUCAAAGGUUCAAGUAACCUUGGAAGAAAAUAAGACAAGGCUUCCUCUCAUGUCUUGAUAGAUGAUCUAAUCCGACUGCCGGACCUCUAAGGCCCACCAUUUUACUCUAAAAUUGUCCUUCAAUCAUAUCAUUUCACCUUGGCCCUCUUUGUUCUUCAAGAAUGACGUCAUUCAGGUAGACCUCAAAUAAUGCUUUUAGAGCAUUGCAGGUGCAAAGAGGAUUGUUAUUGGUGAUAUAGGAUAAGAAGUGAUGAGCCAAUCUUCGAGCGCGAAAAACAAUAUCUGUGCUGAUGCCGAGCCUUUCCAUGAAGCCUUAGUGAAUGAAAUCCCUGCAUGUGAUUUACAUCCCCCAUUGAAAAAAAGUAGCGCUCCCAAAAUGAUGAAACCUAGAAGUGAAGGUCAGUUCCAAGUUCGAGAUUCAGGCUCGGAUUCCGAGACUUCGCCCAGUGAUAUUGAGACAUUGAAUGUAAGUGAUCGGCGAUCUCCUCGGCGAUCUCAGUCCAACGUUGUCAGUCAGACGAAUAUCCGGAUUGAUGUGUUGAAUGGACCCAUGAUCUUUGGCCGAGGUAACACGGUCAUUGGCGGGGGAGUGGACCCACCCAAGGCCAAACGGAAAGGGUCAUUUUCUCGGUUGUCGACGGAGCAACGAGCUCAUAUUGAUCGGUGUCUCAAAUCAAAACGACCUUUGGAGGACGAGGAGUUGGCGGGCAUUGCCAGACAUAUCGGAUCCAAGUGGAAAGAUAUUGGCAAUGGGCUCAAGCUCAACUUUGUCUUGCUCGACUCUAUUGACGACGAGAAGGACUCUUUGAGCGAGAAAGUCGAAGUCAUGCUCAAUAGAUGGACGGAAAAGUAUUGUGAACGAGCCUCUGUAGGACGAUUGGCCAAGAUCUUGUUCCAACAUGAGCAUUACCAAGCCUUGGCCGCACUAUCGCCUUGAAAUGGAAGGACAACCCUGUUUAUUAGAAAACUAAAACUUGUCAGGAGUUUGGUUUCGAUGUUGGCAAGUCUCAGAAAGUGGUCUUUACAUCACACUGAAGAGGCAAGGCUGGAAUCUCUCUCUUUCUAAUAUACACGCUUUCCCGCGACGAGAUUCAACUUGUUGAAAAUAGUAAAAUUAUAUGCCAUGCCUUUAUUGAAUUCCCCAACCACUAAAUCUUUGCUUUCCCCACCUUCAAUUAUUGAUAAACACUUACAGCAAUAAAUACGGUUUGUCGAAAACCCUU